Molecule: messenger RNA, 1435 nt
Organism: Rosa rugosa (rugosa rose)
Lineage: Eukaryota; Viridiplantae; Streptophyta; Magnoliopsida; Rosales; Rosaceae
Product: ubiquinol oxidase, mitochondrial-like
Exons: 4
Coding region: 121-1137 (338 amino acids)
Biological process (GO): alternative respiration
Cellular component (GO): mitochondrion
Molecular function (GO): alternative oxidase activity
Source: RefSeq, a predicted model, not a curated record
ACCCCCUCACUGAUAUAACUUGCUACCCACACAAAAAGCCAAGCAAGAAAUCAAAAUCAACCGCUUAUUACCAAAACCCAAAUUUGACGGUCUAAAACCCUCUUUUUCCGACCGACGAAGAUGAACCGGAUCGCGGCGAGGUCGGUGGCCGGAGCUCUGCGCCAUGGCCGGAACUUCAACCGUUACAUUUCUACGGCGCCGGUCGCUACAAGGACUUUGGACACCGUCGAUUAUCUGAACCGCCAGAACGCCACCGCUUUAGGCUCAUUUUACUCCAGCAGGAUGAUGAGCUCGGUGACGCCGUCUGUCCAAACGCCGCCGCCUCCGGCGGAGAAGGAUCAGAAGGAGAGCUCCGCCUCCGACGCCAAGAAAGACGCCGUCGUUUCACAUUAUUGGGGGAUUAAGAGGCCAGAGAUCAGAAGGGAGGACGGUUCUGAGUGGCCAUGGAAUUGCUUCAUGCCAUGGGAGACUUAUCAAGCAGAUUUAUCGAUCGAUCUGAGCAAGCACCAUGUGCCGAAGACGUUUCUGGACAAAGUGGCGUACAGAACAGUCAAGCUUCUUCGAAUUCCGACUGAUAUCUUCUUUCAGAGACGGUAUGGAUGCCGUGCAAUGAUGCUGGAAACUGUGGCAGCUGUCCCUGGUAUGGUUGGAGGAAUGCUGCUGCACUUAAGGUCUCUCCGAAAGUUCCAGCAGAGUGGUGGUUGGAUCAAAGCCUUACUUGAAGAAGCAGAGAAUGAGAGGAUGCACUUGAUGACAAUGGUGGAACUCGUGAAGCCUGCAUGGUACGAGAGGCUACUGGUUCUCACUGUGCAGGGAGUCUUCUUCAAUGCCUUCUUUGUGCUCUAUAUGAUUUCGCCCAAGCUAGCACACCGGGUUGUUGGAUAUCUAGAAGAGGAGGCUAUUCACUCUUAUACAGAGUACUUGAAGGAUAUUGAUGGUGGCAAAAUUGAAAAUGUACCAGCUCCUGCUAUAGCAAUUGACUACUGGAGGCUGCCAAAAGAUGCUACACUUAAGGAUGUUAUCACUGUGAUUCGUGCAGAUGAGGCUCACCAUAGGGAUGUCAACCAUUUUGCAUCUGAUAUUCAUUAUCAGGGAAAGGAAUUGAGAGAAGCCCCAGCUCCCGUUGGAUAUCACUAAGUCAUCUCAUCUGCCAAGAAUUGAAGAGUUAUGUUCAUCUUAUAUAAUCUGUGUCUUGUAUAUGCUUAAGUCUAUGAUCUAUAUACAGACAUAGAUUCUUUUCCAAAUAGACAUCUUAAGUUCUUAAAUUGGUUUUGAAUAUUUGAUAGAUACAUCAUUUUAAUGGCUCAUAUUAUCAGGAUUAGUUGGCUUCUUGGCUUUUCGUACAUGUAUCUUGAACAGAGGUCAAAGCUGUUCCAGCACUAUUUUCUUUCCAAGUUAAUGCUUCUCUAUCAGUUAUUGAUGCAUAUUUCUAUCC